This is a messenger RNA of Camellia sinensis, 1991 nucleotides long. RefSeq names its product selenium-binding protein 1. Gene Ontology annotation, molecular function: selenium binding. The record is from RefSeq and is a predicted model, not a curated record. NCBI's taxonomy places the organism in Eukaryota, Viridiplantae, Streptophyta, Magnoliopsida, Ericales, Theaceae.
UUUUCAAAUCUCUCCUCAAAUCCCCAACCAAACAGAGCAUAAGGGAAAAGAUCACAGAGCAAUCAUAUAUUUAAUAACUAGAUGGAAUAAAUUAGAAAUUUUUUGUAGUUAACGUGAAAUGAGAUUUGUAGUACUCUUUCUUCAUGGAACUUGGUUGGGACUUCAUUUUUAUGGGGCUAUGGAAACCAUUUUUGCUGAAGGUGAAAGUGGAUCUUCAUUAGCAUGAUUUUAAAGUGGCAAGUGGUGGCAGACAGGUGGUUGGAGGUGGCCCGGUGGUGGGGGUGGGCGGCUGGCUGACUGGCAUCCUUUUUUUAAGGUUGUGUUUUUGGGAAAAUAGAAUGAAGUAUAAGCUAAAUUUUGUUCACUUUUCCCUCAUUUUUCCUUUCCCUCCACAAGUCCCUCCUCAAAUUCAAGAUCCAAACACAACCUAAAGGAUAGAUCAAUUGGCCAGGAACAGGGACAGAGAAGCCUGAUUACCUGGCUACAGUGGAUAUAGAUCCGAACUCUCAAACUUAUUCAAAAGUCAUCCACAGACUGCCUAUGCCUCAUAUCGGUGAUGAAUUACAUCAUUCUGGAUGGAAUGCAUGCAGCUCUUGCUAUGGAGAUGCAUCAGCAUCACGGCGUUACCUUGUCUUGCCUUCACUAGUAUCUGGGCGCAUAUAUGCAAUUGACACACAAAAGAAUCCAAGGGCCCCCACUUUGCAUAAAUAUGUGGAGCCGACAGAUAUCAUUCAGAAGACUGGAUUAGCAUAUCCACAUACAGCACAUUGUCUUGCUUCUGGUGAUAUAAUGGUCUCAUGCCUUGGAGAUAAAGAUGGAAAAGCUGAGGGAAAUGGGUUUCUUCUUCUCGACUCAGACUUUAAUGUGAAAGGAAGGUGGGAUAAACCAGGGCAUAGUCCACUUUUUGGUUAUGAUUUCUGGUACCAACCCCGGCACAAGACAAUGAUCAGCACAUCAUGGGGAGCCCCUGCAGCUUUCACCAAAGGUUUCAACCUCCAGGAUGUCUCAGAUGGCCUUUAUGGGCGCCAUUUGCACGUUUAUAGUUGGCCUGAUGGUGAAUUAAAACAGACUAUGGAUCUUGGAAAUACAGGACUACUACCCUUAGAGAUAAGAUUCCUGCAUGACCCAUCUAAAGAUACAGGGUUUGUUGGGUGUGCCUUAACCAGCAACAUGGUGCGAUUUUUCAAGGCCCCAGAGGGAUCAUGGAGCCAUGAGAUUGCAAUCUCGGUGAAACCAUUGAAGGUGAAAAACUGGAUUCUUCCUGAAAUGCCUGGACUUAUAACUGAUUUUCUGAUAUCACUUGAUGAUUGCUAUCUCUACAUGGUGAAUUGGCUUCAUGGUGAUAUCAGACAGUAUAACAUUGAGGACCCUAAGAACCCUGUACUCACAGGCCAAGUAUGGGUUGGAGGGCUGAUUCAAAAAGGAAGCUCUGUAUUGGCUGAGGCUGAUGAUGGUACAACAUACCAGGUCGAUGUCCCAGAGAUCAAGGGAAAACGAUUGAGAGGAGGACCACAGAUGAUCCAGUUGAGCUUAGAUGGGAAGCGGCUUUAUGUUACCAACUCACUCUUCAGUCAAUGGGACCGUCAGUUUUAUCCUGAUGUCGUGGAGAAAGGCUCACACAUGCUACAGAUCGAUGUCAACACUGAGAAAGGUGGUCUUGCAAUAAACCAGAAUUUCUUUGUGGACUUUGGAUCCGAACCUGAUGGGCCUUCCCUUGCCCACGAGAUGAGAUAUCCUGGUGGUGACUGCACUUCCGACAUAUGGAUUUAAGUCGCUUUUGUGUGUUUCUGAAUAAAGGGUUGCAUCUUAGCAUAUCAACUGAGACAAACAUGGCUGUCACGGGAUGCCAUUGUUGCCUAAAAUGUUUCAUACUUGACAAAAUACGAGCUAUAAAUUCUGUUAAGACGUGAUCCACUGAAUUUUCAGGUUGUUAAUUACUGUCCAAGUUGAAAUAACAAUCAGAUUAGAAAUGCUUCCUGGCUGCGCAUGAA